Ramularia collo-cygni is the source of this 3462-nucleotide messenger RNA. Its product is annotated as related to ROG1 Protein with putative serine active lipase domain. The coding region runs from base 1 to 3462 and encodes 1153 amino acids. The record is from RefSeq and is a predicted model, not a curated record. Gene Ontology annotation, molecular function: monoacylglycerol lipase activity. The transcript has a single exon. NCBI's taxonomy places the organism in Eukaryota, Fungi, Ascomycota, Dothideomycetes, Mycosphaerellales, Mycosphaerellaceae.
AUGCUGCUCAUCCACCAAAGCGGUGCGGUCAAAAUCGGAGAGGUGGUCCGCUACACACUCACCUACACGCCAAGCAGUGAUCGCAUCCUCCCCACGCYGUCACAUCUCCAUCUCAGAGUCAAGAAUACCUCGGCGAUUCCCCUCCGCGCCGCCUGGGUUCAUGGCCCGUAUACCCUUCACGUCUCGGCAUAUCCAGCGACCUUUAACCCUCAUCAGAAGGUUGAGAAUCCGAAACGAGAUGGCACACCGGAGUAUGAGCCCAUGGUCAAGGCUGGUGGCAGCUGGUCCUCCAAACUGCUUGUGCCGGACAACAUCAGAGAGACCGGAGCCGACUUGGGUCGGAGGAAGAGUAUGCACCCUGGUCAGAACCCUGACAACGAAACCAGAGGAAGUGUGACGUGGAUCAUCGAAAUUGCGUCUCAGAUCCUGUUCUCCAAUUCUGCCUCGGUCAACUUUGAAGUGCUCGUAGGACGGGACGAGAGGAGCUUGGAGUUGGGCUUUGCGGCAGUCGCGGGUCACGGUCAAGGCGGGCCAGGACAGGUCAAGGAUCUGCAGUCGGAGAAAGAUCGCAAAGAGGCACAGAGGAAAGGGCAUGUUCAGACGCAGGGGGUCUACUCUAAAGCUGUGAGGCUGGUUGUGGAAGAUACCGAGACACUGUGGAACAAGCCAACUUUGCCGCAAUGGGAAGAUGAGAAGAAGUGCGAUGCUCAAGAAUCAGAAGACAAGAAGCCUAAGAAGAGGAGAAAUGUGCACCUGGUCAUCGUCACGCACGGUCUACACAGCAAUCUUGGUGCUGAUAUGCUCUUUUUGAAGGAAAGCAUUGAUGCAACCGUGGCGCAGGCUCGUUUAGACGCACGAAAGCGAAGGCAGGCAUAUCGCGAAAAGAGUAAAGGAGACGAAAAGGUUGACUCCAAGGAAACGUCAACCGCGCAGGUUUCCGGCGGACAGGAGGAACUCAACAACGACGCAGACGAAUCUGACGAUGAGGAAGAGACCAUUGUGCGUGGCUUCUCCGGAAACGCUGUCCGCACAGAGAAUGGCAUCCAGUAUUUGGGCAAAAGGCUUGCUAAGUACAUCCUGCGCUUCACAUAUCCGGAUCAGCCAUUUCUUCCUGUCAAGAAGUCGCUCACGCGGAAGGUCACCGACACCUUCAGCAGCGAUACUGACAAGGCUAAGCGAAAUGGAAAGCCAGUGCAUCAAGGGAGCAGUGUGCACAGUCCGCCAAAGCAACAGUCCUUGGAUCCGGACAAGCUUCCUUACAAGUUCACCAGCAUAUCAUUCAUUGGCCACAGUCUUGGUGGAUUGAUCCAGACAUAUGCGAUUGCAUACAUCCAUAAACACAGCCCAACCUUCUUUCAUCAGAUUCAGCCUAUCAAUUUCGUCUGUAUGGCAUCACCCAUGCUUGGACUCAGCAAUGAGAAUCCUAUGUAUGUCAAGUUUGCUCUAGACUUCGGUUUGGUCGGUCGGACUGGACAGGAUCUUGGCUUGACGUGGCGACCUCCUACGCUUGCCAGCAAAGGCUGGAAUGUAAUGAUGAACGGCUUUGGCGCUUCUACCGUGCAGAAAGAUCAGGAUGGCAAUAAGCAGGAAGAUCCCAGCGCAAAGCCAUUAUUGAGGGUCCUCCCAACCGGCCCAGCGCAUCAAGUCUUGAAGCUGUUCCGUAACCGUACCCUCUACUCGAAUGUCGUCAACGACGGAAUCGUGCCAUUGCGAACAAGCUGUCUCCUGUUCCUCGACUGGAGAGGCCUAGGCAAGGUCGAUAAAGCGCGGAGAGAAAACGGCUUGAUCGGCACUGUUGCGGAAUGGGGUUGGGCAGAGCUCACAGGUGCGAACGCUUCGACCAAGGUUCGCGCAGAGCAGCAGCAGUGGGAGUCAGAGGACGAUGGGAACGAUCAGACUAAACAUGGACAGGGCGAUGCAGUACCAUUGCCUGGAGACAACGAGACCGCCGWUGAUAACAAACUCUCCACGARUCGUGUCAGCUACGACGAUGCAGCAUCAUCUCAGCAAGGAAGCACUGCCAGUAAAUCUGGUUCCCCACAACCACAGCAGGAGAAGGGCAUGCUCGAUACUUUCAUUGGUUUCUUCCGACCCAGUCCUCCGCAGACGUCAAAGAAGACCAGUAAAGCUCUGCGGCGUGGUCAGACAGUCUAUCAAUCCGAAAACACAAGCACCGAAGAUGUCCCCGAAGGGCAGCAAGGCGGUACGACAUCGAACCCAACGAUGCGCCCACAGCUCCCUCACGUCCAGUCUCAUCAUUCCACAAAGUCUCAUCGCACGGGCGCGACGYGAGGAGAUAGUAUCUACAACUCCGGAACGGGCGAAGUGCAGGCACCACCCAAAACUUCCAUCUUUGAGUCAGCUGGGGACAUCCUUCAUCCACCUCUCCCCAGCAAACAGUGGAUUACAGACCCUAGCACACGCGCGCGAACCAUAUUCCACGACCGUGUCUACCACCCCGAAGACAUCCCGCGCCCGCCCAUAAGACGCUCCACCAGCAAGUUAAAUGUAAACUCCAACCAGCGCCCAACGACCUCCUCAACCGACUCUGUCCGUAGUGUGGACACUGCAACUUCGUCCAAUGAUUCCAGCGGCAUGAAGGUAGAAGAGAAGAUCGCACGCGCCUAUCACCGUGAUCUCAGUUGGAGGAAAGUCUUGGUUCGGUUAGAACCAGAUGCCCACAACAACAUGAUUGUACGGAGAAUGUUUGCCAAUGCAUACGGGUGGCCCGUGGUAAAGCACCUAUGUGAUACACAUUUCGCAGACACGCAUGCCGCAAGAACACGAGAUGAAGAGGAGCCUGCUCGCGAGCGGGCAAAACCUAUGGAUGCGCCUGUUCCAAAGGACGGAGAGCGGGUCAAAGAACAGACAGACAUGGUCGUUCCUCCGCGAACGAACAGCGAAACAAGAGAAGCGAGAGACGAGUUGGCGGAUCUCGACGUUGUCAGGGAGGGAGCAGAUCAAAGCGCGAGCUCCAGAGGCCUCUCUUCCGUGACCACUCCUGAUCGGAGGGAGAGUGCUGUCUGGGACGACUCCUUCUUCGAGGGCAGUGACGGCGAAGACAGCGAUGCAGUGGAUGAGAGGAAUCUCGUUGCUAGAAUCAUCAACCCCAACUACGCGCUGCCAAAAAGGGGCGACUCUACGCCACCUGCAUCACCGCAGGCAAAGAAGAAGGUUAGCAGUGGAGGUGGAUAUACAGAGGGACACCGAGGCCUGGCGCCUACAAGUCCAAGCUCCAAGGGCCCAAAGGCUUCGAAACAGGUCGUCAAAUCUACAUUCGACAGUGCAGAGGUUGAGGAGCCUGUGAUUGCCCAGAGGAUCGUGGAGGAGCCUGAGAGUAUGCUUCCUACCAGUCCUGGGAGCUCAGUUGCAUCGAAGGGAUUGGGAUUGACGUUGGAAGAUGCCCCCAGUUCGAGCUUGAGUAAGUCUGCGCCAAAGAAGAAUGAUGAGGGACCUGAWUGA